This is a messenger RNA of Naumovozyma dairenensis CBS 421, 756 nucleotides long. RefSeq names its product Rho family GTPase RHO1 (gene RHO1). Gene Ontology annotation, molecular function: GTPase activity; GTP binding. Lineage: Eukaryota; Fungi; Ascomycota; Saccharomycetes; Saccharomycetales; Saccharomycetaceae. The transcript has a single exon. The record is from RefSeq and is a predicted model, not a curated record. Bases 1 to 756 code for a protein of 251 amino acids. Gene Ontology annotation, biological process: small GTPase-mediated signal transduction.
AUGUCACAUAGAGUAGAUGAUCAUGUCCGUCGUAAAUUGACAGUUGUCGGUGAUGGUAGUUGUGGUAAGACAUGUCUUUUAAUUGUUUUUUCGAAGGGUCAAUUCCCAGAAGUUUAUGUUCCAACAGUUUUUGAAAAUUAUGUUGCAGAUGUUGAAGUAGAAAAUCAUCGUGUUGAGUUGGCACUUUGGGAUACUGCAGGUCAAGAAGAUUAUGAUAGAUUAAGACCUUUAUCUUAUCCUGAUUCUAACGUUAUUCUAAUUUGUUUCUCUGUCGAUAUACCUGAUUCUUUGGAAAAUGUCCAAGAAAAAUGGAUUGCAGAGGUCUUACAUUUCUGCCAAGGGGUCCCAAUUAUCUUGGCAGGUUGUAAAGUGGAUUUAAGAAAUGAUCCACAAACGAUUGAAAAUUUAAGAGCUGAAGGUCAACAACCUGUCUCUACUGCGGAAGGUCAAGAAGUCGCUGAUCAAAUUGGUGCUGUUGGUUAUUAUGAAUGUUCUGCAAAGACUGGAUACGGUGUUAGAGAAGUCUUUGAAGCUGCCACUUUGGCUGCAUUGAAGGGUAAAUCUAAGACUAAUGGUAAGACAAAGAAAAAUAAGAAUAAGGGUGAAAAGAAGAAGAGAAAGUGUAGUAUUAUUGUAAGUAGUUUACAGUAUAUUCUUAUUAUUAUUCUUAUUAUUAUCAUUAUUACUUAUUCUAUACAAAAAGAAAAAAAAUAUACAAAAAGAAAAAAGGUAUCGCUGUCAAGAAGAAGCGGAUGA